AUGGAAUACCUCAUCCGCUUCGCCCAAACCCACGAGCCCUUCCGGAAACCGGAACUUCAGGCGCUUGCGAGUUUGCACAAUAUCGAUCUCGAGAUCAUUUCCUAUGACCAAAUAUCUCCAUACUGCGUCGUCCGUCUCCCAAGUGAAGAAGCAGCGCGAACCCUCAUCUCUCGCAGCAUCCUAGCAAGAGAUGUCUUCGAGCUCUGGGGCCACGGCACCACCUAUGAGGACCUGCACGCCGACGUCCGCAGGCGGACGCAGCACCUCUGGGAGCAGUACGAGCAAGUCUCGUUCAAGUUCAACGUGGACAGUUUCGCGGGCAAGCGCAGCUCGACUCAAAAGACAGAGAUCAUCCAGUCCUUUUCUUACAUGGCUUUUAAGGGUCCAAUCAGGCUGAAGAACCCCGAUGAGGACUUCUGGGUCAUGGAGCAGUUUUAUGAUCGCACGCAUAAUCCUUUCCUUGCUGCUGGUGCCUCGCACCCCCCGCCGCUGACAGGGCCGGAUGCGCUUCCGGUGAAUAUAUACCUGGCGCGUAAGCUUGGAGAGAGCAGUCGUGAGGUCGUGAACAAGUAUGACCUGAAGAAGCGGCGGUACAUCAGCACUACGUCUAUGGAUGCGGAGUUGACUCUGAUCACUGCUAAUAUGGCUCAUGCGGCGCCUGGGAAGUUGAUUUAUGAUCCCUUCGUCGGAACUGGUAGUUUCAGUGUUGCGGCAGCUCAUUUCGGUGCCAUCACGCUGGGUUCUGACAUUGAUGGGCGAAGCUUCCGUGGGAAAGAAAUGGACAAGUGGAAGAUGACGGGUGUGCAGCUUAACUUCCAGCAGUACGGAAUUAGCAGCCAGUUUGGGGAUUGCUUUACUUCGGAUUUGACAAAUACGCCACUGCUGGACCGGCAAUUCUUGGACGGCAUUGUCUGUGAUCCCCCAUACGGCGUCCGUGAAGGUCUUCGAGUACUGGGGAUGCGAGAUACCCACCGUCGCAAGGAGGAGCUCAUUAUUGACGGUCUCCCUGCGCAUCUUCGACCCGGCUACAUAGCGCCCAAGAAGCCCUAUGGCUUUGAAGCAAUGAUGAACGACAUCCUCGCCUUUGCCGCACGUACGCUCGUCACUGAUGGUCGCUUAUGCAUGUGGAUGCCUACAUCCAUUGAAGAAGGAACAGAGGUUUCUAUCCCCAUGCACGAGAAUCUUGAGGUCCUCAGCGUUUCCGUCCAGCCGUUCAAUAACUGGUCACGACGUUUGAUUACGUACCGGAGACUCCCAGAGGGCGUGCUGUCGGACGUAUCAACGGGACGUCGAAAGGAAGAUGAAGCUGGCGUCAAUGCUGAUGACUUGAACGCCUUCAGGAGAAAUUAUUUCUCAAAAAAGCCACCGCAGAAGAAAAGCCCUAUCCCGGCUCCCCAAUGA
Aspergillus mulundensis is the source of this 1401-nucleotide messenger RNA. Its product is annotated as tRNA (guanine-N2-)-methyltransferase. Lineage: Eukaryota; Fungi; Ascomycota; Eurotiomycetes; Eurotiales; Aspergillaceae. Gene Ontology annotation, molecular function: nucleic acid binding. The record is from RefSeq and is a predicted model, not a curated record. The transcript is spliced from 5 exons. Bases 1 to 1401 code for a protein of 466 amino acids. Gene Ontology annotation, cellular component: cytoplasm. Gene Ontology annotation, biological process: methylation.